Anneissia japonica is the source of this 1026-nucleotide messenger RNA. RefSeq names its product very long-chain acyl-CoA synthetase-like. The annotation marks the transcript as partial. Gene Ontology annotation, molecular function: long-chain fatty acid transmembrane transporter activity; long-chain fatty acid-CoA ligase activity. The record is from RefSeq and is a predicted model, not a curated record. The transcript has 2 exons. Lineage: Eukaryota; Metazoa; Echinodermata; Crinoidea; Comatulida; Comatulidae.
AUGGAAAGGGGAAAACGUUGCUACCACUGAAGUUGCUCAGAUUCUAGAUGAGUUCCCUGGCAUCAUGGAGGCAAAUGUCUAUGGAGUUGCGAUACCAGGUCAAGAUGGCAAAGCUGGAAUGGCAGCCAUAACCCUCUCAGUCGGCGUUGAUUCGCUAGAUUUUAAGAACCUUUAUUCCUAUCUCAGUGAUAAACUACCGUCAUAUGCACGUCCAAAAUUCAUACGAAUUACCAGCAAUAUGGACAUGACUGGCACCUUCAAACACAAGAAGUCGGAAUUUGCGAAACAGGGAUUUGAUCCAUUCCAAAUUACCGAUCCCUUGUAUUAUAUAAAUAACGAGUCGAAAACGUAUGAUAUAUUGAACGAGGUCUCGCUCUCAUCUGUGAUACAACUCAGUAGUAAACUCUAGCAAAAUGUAUUCAUGUUCAAACAACAAGCCCAGAUCACUUUCUGAUUCAAAAAUCAUGAACUUACCAAAAUAAUAUUUGAUCUAUCUAAAAUUUAAUGACAUUAAAAUGCAUAUAAUAAUAAAUCAUAUGUUUAGGCUUGUAUAUAAGCUUAUAUUCUGCUAUAUAUAAAUGUAUAUAGGCCUAUUAUUAGCAUACUGUAUAUCAAAUUAUAAAUAUUUACAUUUUUACUUACUAUACAAUAGGACCACCACGUUCCUAUUCUGCAAAUUCGAAGAAAAUAUGAAUAUACAAAGAUUGAAAUUAUAUAGCUUAGUGGUUUAGAUACUUUCCUUCUAAUAGACCUUUCCAGAGUGUCAAUCAAACUUAACAACUGACUAAUCAGAACAGCGUUAAGAAUACGCGCGCGUCUCACAAACACACGUGUUGUCCCACAAACGCACGUGUUCGCCUAUGAUUUAACACUGUCACUUUUUGUGGGACCUUAGCAACAAUAUCCAAGGGGCGGUGCUUAGCAGAAAGGUCCAUUACCAUGGUGAUACCAGGGUCAUGUUUUCAACGGACUUUUGCGGUAAGCCCCGCCCCUUGGAUAUUGUUGCUAGGGUCCCAUAAAACGAUU